AUGCACAAUACAACAAGAGAAAGAACAAAAAGAACAAAAGUAUAUUCAACAAUAAAUCAAAUAGAAUCACAAAAUGAUAGAAGUAAAAGAAACAACCUUGGGGAGUGUCAUAAUGUACAUGAAGAUGUUGAAAAUGGUGAUUCUGGUGAUAAUAUUAAUGGAGUUGUCAAUGAUGUUAACGAGUCUAAUGGUGGUAAUUCGGGAAAAAUCAAACUAACUGAUAAAGAGAGAUUGUUAUCUAAUGAAAAACAAAAUGAUGAAAGCUGGACACUAUCAACUGACGACUUGCAAAAAGCUUAUAUUUUCAAUCUUGAUCAUAUGCCAAAUUCUGUCAGUGAAAAUUAUUUUUCAAGCUCAUUUACUAAUAUGAUUACAAAAGGAAUACUUACAUUUGAACAAAAAUUUUCCUAUGAUGAAGGAGAAACUGAUAGUUUGGCUUCGAAAAUGGUAUUAAACCUUAACCAAAAACCUACAGAUAGAGGCAUUAUUGGCCAGAAAUGUGAUUUUCAUAUACAAAAGGAUGGGUUUGAAUAUUUGAUUGGUUUGCAUGCUGGUGGGUUACCUGAAGCUUGUAAAUCAAAAAAAUGGAAUGAUAGAGUUGACUUGGCAGUGGCAAUGAGGGAUGUCCU
Molecule: messenger RNA, 629 nt
Organism: Entrophospora sp. SA101
Lineage: Eukaryota; Fungi; Glomeromycota; Glomeromycetes; Entrophosporales; Entrophosporaceae
Source: the annotation of a GenBank genome assembly